Molecule: messenger RNA, 471 nt
Organism: Diuraphis noxia (Russian wheat aphid)
Lineage: Eukaryota; Metazoa; Arthropoda; Insecta; Hemiptera; Aphididae
Source: RefSeq, a predicted model, not a curated record
AUGGUUUUGGAAAUACAGUUAGUUAUUGGUGUUGAUGGCCUUCUGAUAUCUCAUAGUAGUAAUAAUCAACUUUGGCCAAUUUUAGCAUAUGUUAAUCCUGAUAAUUACACACAAGAAAAAAAGGUAUUUCCUAUUGGUUUAUUUUGGGGUAAAAGUAAACCAACAGAUAGCAAUGCAUUUCAAUAUGAUUUCAUAGUUGAAGCUAAAAUACUAUUAUCUGAUGGCCUAAAAAUUAGUCAAAUAAAUCAGCCAAUCCCUGUAAGCAUUUUUGCUAUAUGUUGUGAUGCACCGGCUAAGACAUUUUUAACAAAAACAAAAAGGCAUACCGGACUUGCUUCUUGUUCAAAAUGUACACAAGAAGGUGUGUAUUUAUGUAAUUGUACUUGUUUCCCUUACAAAGAUAAUUUGCCAUCUUUGAGAACUCAUGAAAGUUUUGUUUUAAGAACCCAUGAUGAUUAUCAUAUUACAAAU